This is a messenger RNA of Aspergillus chevalieri, 1815 nucleotides long. RefSeq names its product lipid-binding SYLF domain-containing protein. Gene Ontology annotation, molecular function: phosphatidylinositol binding. Bases 1 to 1815 code for a protein of 604 amino acids. NCBI's taxonomy places the organism in Eukaryota, Fungi, Ascomycota, Eurotiomycetes, Eurotiales, Aspergillaceae. The transcript has a single exon. The record is from RefSeq and is a predicted model, not a curated record.
AUGCCGCGAACAUCCUCCUGGUGGGAGAAAACAAAAGGAACCUCCAAAAAAGGCUUCGACAAAACAUGGUCCACCCUCGAUAAACUGGGCGAUCCCGUCAAUCGUCUAUCCUACCGAUUGGGCGCAGAAGCCUUCUGGCCCAUGUCGCUCGACAAAGAGUGCGACAAGGCCGCUCGCAUUCUUCGUUCAUUCUGUAAAGAUGGUUUCUACGCCGAAGAUGAAACACCCGAUACGACUUUCGACGGCAAAAUCGAUAAGCCCAAGGGCAAGCAGCGCGUGAUACAGAGGAUUCCGACCCAGGUCAUCCAGCGUGCGCAGGGUCUUGCUAUUUUCACUACUAUGCGCUCUGGGCUUUGGAUGAGUGGUUCCGGUGGCGCUGGUGUGCUUCUCGGCCGUAUUCCCGAGACUGGUGAAUGGAGCCCGCCGUCGGGCAUCAUGCUGCAUACAGCUGGUGUUGGGUUUCUGGCUGGUGUCGACAUUUACGAUUGCGUCGUGGUUAUUAAUACCCCCGAAGCGCUUGAGGCCUUCAAGACUUUCCGGUGUACCCUGGGAGGCGAGAUUAGUGCUUCCGCCGGCCCCGUUGGUGUGGGUGGUAUUCUCGAGUCCGAGGUGCACAAGCGACAGACACCCAUCUACAACUACAUGAAGAGUCGGGGGUUCUAUGCUGGUGUACAAGUCGAUGGGACAGUCAUCAUAGAGCGAACGGACGAAAACGAGCGCUUUUACGGGGAGCGUCUCUCUGUUACCGAGAUCCUUGCCGGCAAGGUCCGCCAUCCGCCAUGGGAAAUCAAUGGCCUCAUAAAGACGAUCCAGGCGGCGCAGGGCGAUAUAACCGAUGAGAGCGUGUUGCCGGAAGGUGAGACACCAGGUGAUGCGGUUCUACAGCCCGGUGGGAUGUUUGGCGUCCCUGCCAUCGACGACCCGGAUCCUUUUGGUGUCAAAGCCUUAGAGGAACAGGGUCUGUUUAUCCGCGAGGCCGGCACCAAAAAUCGACCUAGUCAAGAUGUUUUUGAGUUCAAACCAAACCCGAAUAGCCCUGUCUACAGCACCUUCGCUGCAGCGACCCGUGGCAGUCUAGAAAGUUCGCCCCGGAAUAGCUGGCGUGCCAGUGUGCAGAGCUAUGCUAGUGUCGACCGUGGUGUCCAGACUGAUGAUCUUCCAACUGCCCCGACAUCAGCCAGUCGCGCAUCUUCCCGGAGUCGGUUCUCACCGGUCGACAAGGAUGCCAUCAUUCCCGAGCAUCGUCAGCUCACGAUUUCGACGGACCGGGACAUCGACCGUGCAUCUGUCAUAGAGGAUGAUCUCGAGGUCCACGAAGUCAGCAGCGCUACCGUUUCCAAGCGAGGCAGCACUAUGGAGGACUACUUCAACCAGCCGCCAUUAGCCUCUCCCACCGGAUCCCGUCGUCACUCCCCCACCUUCACCCGUGCCCGUUUGGUCACUAUCCCCAAGCGCAUCCCUCCGCCUCUUCCUCCUCGCCAUCCCCAGCGAUCUACCUCUUCCUCGACUCCAGUGUCGCCGGUGUCGCCAAUUGCAGACGACAACCGGUCUGUGGCAUCGGCCGGUCUCCUGAACGGGUUCUCUGAGCUUCCUCUUCACUACAUGUCGAGCAACUCCUCGAGCAUCUCCCAGACGCUCCAGGAAAAGGAUGAAUUCCACUCGAUCUCCAGCGAGUCAUCGGAUCGCGAGUCGGACAACCAGUCGCACGAGUCGAAUACCACCAACGACUUCCAUGAGGAGCCUCAUGCUAUCACCCACGACUCGAAGAUCGAGAUGUCGUCCUACAACAAUGUUGUGCAUGCGCAGACUACAUAG